AUGUUUACAGUGAACUCUGGCCCCCCACCCCCACCCCACUGCCAAGGUGCCCUUGAGCAGCCCAGCAGCUGCCGGCUCCCCCUGUGGACCCUGUCCCCUGUGGACCCUUCCCCCCCCCCAGUCCAGUGUCUUAUGGUCACCGCAUUCUGCAUCAGUGAUCUGAGGGGAGGAGAGAUGCGCGUGCACGUGCAGGGGAAGCGGAAGGACUGCGGCGUUCCCGCGGCAGCAUCAGCACCAGCAUCAGCACCAGCAUCAGGCACCAGCAUCCGCAUCCGCAUGCGCAUCUGCGGGUCACGCGUCCUUCCCUCCACACAAUACAUGCCGCACGCGCUGCCGUCCUCUCCCGUUAACCGUGGUCUCCUGACCACACCGGAACCACCGUCUCGUUUCCUCCGUGUGUCCGCCUCUGGGGCCGCUCAGAACCAGGACAUGCCGGUUCCGGUGGUCCGGGUCAGAACCAUGAACCCCUGGAUGCUGCUCGCGCUCCUCGACUGUGGUGAAACCAACAUUAAACCUGACAUUUGUGUUUCAGUGAGACCGACUGUCAUUGAAACAGCAGUUUACAUCAACAGCAUUGGACCAGUGGACCCCAUCAACAUGGAGUACACCAUCGACAUCUUCUUCGCUCAGACGUGGUACGACAGCAGACUGAAGUUCAACAGUUCCAUGAAGCUGCUCAUGCUCAACAGUAACAUGGUCGGAAAAAUCUGGAUCCCAGACACGUUCUUCAGAAACUCACGCAAAUCUGACGCACACUGGAUCACAACACCCAACCGCCUCCUGAGGCUGUGGAGCAACGGAAGAGUCAUGUACACCCUGAGGUUGACUAUUAAUGCGGAGUGUUACCUUAAGCUGCAUAACUUUCCCAUGGAUGAACACUCCUGUCCCCUGGAGUUCUCCAGCUAUGGAUAUCCAAAGAAUGAGAUCAUGUAUCGGUGGCAGAGGCGAGCGGUGGAGGUGGCGGACCAGCGCUACUGGAGACUGUACCAGUUUGCAUUUGUGGGCUUGAGGAAUUCCUCGGACGUGGCUCACACUCAGUCAGGGGAGUACGUCAUCUUGACCAUCUUCUUCGACCUCAGUCGUAGGAUGGGCUACUUCACCAUCCAGACCUACAUACCCUGCAGUAUGAUCGUGGUCCUGUCCUGGGUCUCCUUCUGGAUCAAUAAGGAUGCGGUCCCAGCUCGAACAUCCCUAGGUAUCACCACCGUCCUGACCAUGACCACCCUCAGUACCAUCUCCAGGAAGUCCCUGCCCAAGGUCUCAUAUGUGACGGCCAUGGAUCUGUUUGUGUCCGUGUGUUUCAUCUUUACGUUCGCCGCCCUCAUGGAGUACGGCACUCUGCACUACUUCACCAGCAACCGGCAGACCAAGAAGUCCAAGGCCAACAACAGCACCCAGCAGAGGGCGUCCAGCAUGGUCAACAUCCGUCCUGGGACGUCGCUGCUGCAGGUCAACAACAUCGUGCCCUACCACGAGGAGGACGACUACGCCUACGAGUGUCUGGACGGAAAAGACUGCGCCAGCUUCUUCUGCUGCUUCGACGACUGCCGCUCGGGCGCCUGGCGUGAAAACAGGAUGCACGUACGCGUUUCCAAGAUCGAUUCUUACUCGCGAAUAUUUUUUCCCACUGCUUUUGGCCUUUUCAAUCUGGUGUAUUGGAUCGGUUAUCUGUAUCUAUAAAAGAAGGACGACUGGAGUUUUAGAUCUGCAAGCAUUUCCAACAGACGACGCUGCUCGGACA
This is a messenger RNA of Sphaeramia orbicularis (orbiculate cardinalfish), 1741 nucleotides long. Its product is annotated as gamma-aminobutyric acid receptor subunit gamma-1-like. Lineage: Eukaryota; Metazoa; Chordata; Actinopteri; Kurtiformes; Apogonidae. The transcript has 9 exons. The record is from RefSeq and is a predicted model, not a curated record. Bases 1 to 1680 code for a protein of 559 amino acids. Gene Ontology annotation, biological process: chloride transport; gamma-aminobutyric acid signaling pathway; monoatomic ion transmembrane transport. Gene Ontology annotation, cellular component: membrane. Gene Ontology annotation, molecular function: GABA-A receptor activity; extracellular ligand-gated monoatomic ion channel activity.